CCAGCAUGGGGCAGGUGUGUGUGUGCUGUAGUGCACAGCAGGGUUAGGGAGCCAAGGGAAGCAUCCAGAAAGCCUCCUGCCCCUGCUUUCUUCCUUCUUCUCUGCAUGAUGACUGGAGCCUGUUAGUCAUAUAAAGCAUUUCCUCCCCUAAGGUAUUUUUGGCCACAGUUUCCUCACAUUGGCAGAGAAACCAGUCCUGAGCACUUUUAACCUGACUAUGCAGUGUUGAAAAUCUGCCAGCAUGCACUGCUCCCAGAGUGCACUCCCUCCGGACUGGGUCUUCCCGAUCACCACACAAGCUUACAGAAACGAAACUAAAAGCUAGAAGCAGAACCUGUAAACCCUAAACUAGAAACUCAGUUGCACUUCCAGGAGUGCAAGUGCCCAGUCAUGGCCGAAGAGACAGCACCACCAUGUGGCCCAGUCUCAACUGGUGACAGUCUGUCUCCAGAGAGGAUGGAGAAGAGGACAUGUGCCCUCUGCCCUGAGGGUCAUGAGUGGAGUGUGAUUUACUUUGCACCAUCAGCAAAUAUAGCUGCUCAUGAAAACUGUUUGCUGUAUUCAUCAGGACUGGUGGAGUGUGGUCCUCAUGAUCCACGUAAUCCAGCCAGAAGCUUUGCUGUAAAGUCAGUGAAGAAAGAGAUCUGGAGAGGGAGAAGAUUGAAAUGCUCACUGUGUAACAAAGGAGGUGCCACCGUGGGAUGUGAUUUGUCAUCCUGUAGGAAGAGUUACCACUAUGUCUGUGCCAAAAAAGACCACGCAAUUCCUCAAGUUGAUGAGGAUCUUGGAACUUACAAAAUAUUUUGCCCAGAACAUCCUCCACAGCAAGAAGAGACCACUGAACGUGCUGAUAGUCCAAGCGUGAAGAAGACAGGAAAGAAGAAAAGUCUCUCAUCGGGCCCUCGCACAGAGCCAAAAAAGAUGAAAUUCAGUAGCUUUAAAAGACUCAUGAAGGAAGAGCCUCACGGCCACAAAGAUGCAGCUGUCAAAGCUCCUUUUCUUAAGAAAUGCCUGGAAGCAGGACUUCUUACUGAAUUAUUUGAACAGAUACUAGAAAAAAUGGAUUCAAUUCAUGGAAGAUUCAUGGAUGAGACUGCUUCAGAGUCAGACUAUGAAGGGAUCAAGACCUUACUGUUUGACUGUGGACUAUUUGGAGACAUACUAAGAAAAUUCCAAGAAGUAAUCAAGAGUAAAACUUGUGAAUAUGAAGAAAGGCUGAACCAGAUGAAGCAGAAGCUUGAGGCACUCGCAGACUUACAAGAGAACCUGUGCUCAUUUCAAGAAUGUGGGGACCUGGACCCCUCAGGCUCUACCUCAGGGUCCUUGCUACCUCCUGAGGACCACCAGUGCAGAUGCCAGGAGUCUCCUGAAGUGCAAGCAGGCUCAGGAGACAGCCUGUGACAGAUCCAGUCCCCUCCAGCUCUGACCUGCUACUGCUCAGCCAGGCUCCAUACCUGACAGGUUGUUUCUUGGCUCCUCUCUAGUCAUCUCACUUGUCCUGCCUUCUCCUGACAGUAACAGCUGUUCCUCAGGUCAACUGGAUCAGGCCCCCAUGUCCUCUAAGGAGCAGGAAGUCCUCCUACCUACCCUACCCACCCUAGUCAGGGGCAGCCACACCACAGCCUUUGCUCAUCCUUUUGUGGAAUCUUAGAGCUUUCUUCUUGCUUCUGCUACUCCUGCAGUAGGUCUGUGUCAUCAUGGUCUCCUCUCAGUAUUAGUGACUUCAUCAGAAUGGAGCAGAGCCUCACUCCUGUGCAUAGCUCGCUGGUACCCUGGGUUUCUGCUCACUACCACCUUCCCAACAUUGAGCACACUUAAUAAAUGCUUGACAAAACAC
Messenger RNA from Rattus norvegicus (Norway rat), 1837 nucleotides. Lineage: Eukaryota; Metazoa; Chordata; Mammalia; Rodentia; Muridae. The record is from RefSeq and is a predicted model, not a curated record.